CCACGCAUGCGCAUUAACGGCUCGAUCUCCGUAAUGACCCUUUUUUUGCCGGGGGAGGGGGGGAGAAAGAGAGAGAAAAAACAAAAGAGAAAAUAAAGGGUCCUUUCUUGGUAGUCUCUUCAGACUCUCAAAAGUUGAAGAAACCCAAUAACUCCUGAAGGCGGAAGACGCUGAUGCUCUGAAUGUGGAUUUUGUUAUGUGGGGAAAGGGAGAGUUUAACAACGGUUUCGUGAGAGGGAAGUGACGUCAAGGCGGGACGAAGUUUGAAUUAUGAGGAGGCGAUUUGUUUUCUCUCUAAAUCUAUAUACCGUGCUUGCAGAAAUAUCCUAGGAGAAGGAGUGUUGUCUGUCUGAAAAGAUGCAGCGGUCCAGAUUACCCGUUUACCGUCCCAGAAACCCACAUAAUGCCAUGUCUCCAGUGGAGGCUCCGACUGCCAAGAUGCUCAGAACAGAUAAAAUCUUGAGGCCUUCAUUGAAAAAUCUCUCUAUGAACCAGGUGCUCCCAGAGUUUGAGAAAGAUUUACCUCGGACAUUCAAUUUUUCACAGAAAAAGUCUAGUGCUGUCCUCUUUGAGGCAACAGCACAGCCAGGCAAACUGUCUUUAAACAAAAGAAAGAAAAUACCCCCUUUAUCAAAGAUGACUCGUGCUGACAUGGAAAAAUACAUGACACUGAGAGUGGUUGAAACAGAGCUUAGAGACCAAAAUCAGCUCUUGGAAGUCGCCCAGCAGCAGUUAAAACAGGAACUGAAGAUGGCAAAGGACCAAACAGAUGAGUUAAUGAUCAGGGCCAGGAGCUUGCAAUCUGAAAAGGAAACACUUGGCAAGAGGCUUCAGAACUGCACAACUAUACUGGAGAAUAACCUGAUUGAUCCUGUUUCAGCCAAUAGAAUAAUUGAAGAACAUGAUCAAAAGAAUUCAUGCCAAAGGGAUGCAGUGUUGUACUACAGAGUUACAAAGUGGAAUGACUGCUCAAUAACUUACCUGCUUCAGGUACAUGUGGAGAAUCUCCAGGCAGAACUAGAAACAUGGGGAAAAUAUGCUGACGAAAAGAAAGGGAGGAUCCAGGAGAUGAGACUGAAGUUGGAGAACACCAAGGAGCAUAGUGUUAAAAUUGUACAAGACACUGAUUUGAUCCAGAAGGAACUAGAGGAGUGGAGAAUAUCUUUAAACCAAUCAAAACAACUUUUGCAUCAGGAUUUUGAUUGUGCUGAUCCUUUGAAAUGAUAAUGAAUCGCUUUAAGGUGUACAUUUGUUUAAUAAAAUUGCUCAAAGGGAAUGGUGGAAUUGGCCCGUUAGCAGUAUAUCAGUUGAUCAAGAUCCUGUUACUUACUAGGCAAAUCACCAAAGUCUAUUCCCUAGGUAAAAUAACAGUGGUGUUAUGUUGUUCCACACAAGACAUCCAUGGAUUGUUUAUGCCAUUUUGAGUGGGUGGAACCAAGGAACUAACUUGGAGGGAACACUGGUUACAAGGGAUAACACAAAUAUUGCCACAUUGUGUAAAAUAUUCUAUUGGAGGUAAAACUGCAUCACUAACAGUUAAUUAUUUCAGGACCUGUCUGCUAAAUGAGAAGUGACCCACAUCACACUGUCACUUUACCAUUGACAGGUUUUCAUUUUACAGAAUGUGUUCACUGUAAAAGUUUACAGCUUUAAGUUUAGUUUCAUUUUAAUGGUGCGAAUGCCUUCUCUGCAGUAUUUUUUUUUCCUUUAUAGAGAUGCAUCGGUUGAACCUUCAUCCAGCUAACUAGCUGAACUGUCUUAAGUUGCUGUUUCACAAAACUUGAUGGAUGUUGUAGACAGAAGUUAACAACCUCCAUAUCGAUUUCAGCCCAAGAUAAAAUUUGAACUAUUAUGCAGGGGAGUUAGUAAGUUUUACACUUAUAGCAUAUGAUUUUAAAUUCAGCAUUGAAACAGACAAUUUGGCCUCAUAGGUCCAAAAUAACAAUUUGUCUGGUAUAUGAUGGAUAAAUAAAUUUUCAUAAAUAUUAUCAACAACUUCUAUCACUUACUUGCCUCAAACUUUAAAGUACUAUUGGAUCUGGUCUCGGCUUAUCUUUUAAAUGGUGUGGCAGAUGAAUUAUGGCCAUGGAAUCGAACAACUAACUCACUCCAAGCCAUACUUUUCAAAUUGCUUUGUUCAUUGCCUGACCUUAUCUGAAGCAUAUUUUUGCUUUACUUGCUACCUCACAGGGCAGUUAAGAGUCAAUCACAUUGCUGUGGGUUUAACUCCUGUAGAGUAGACAAGGAAAAGAUUGCUGAUUUCAUUCCCUGGAGAGCAUGAGUGAACCAGAAUACCACCACAACAGUUGGCAUCCUUCAAUGUGAACAAUACACAGCCUAAUUAUAUACAAACCUUUAUUACAAAAAAAGCCAAUGCAUGUGACUAUAAAAUAUAAAUACAGUUAAAGUAUUCAUUAGAAACUUCAAGAUUUUGAAUGUGGGAUUACAAAAUAGUGUGUAACUGCACAUCAGGUAAUUUUCUCAGAGUACUCAUUUUCAUUGAGACAGUUAACUGCGUUUUAGCAGUUCUUUAAUUUCUUUGCCAGGCGUGGGUCCUUGCGAAUCUUUUCUUCCAGAUCAAGAUACUUUAUUGGUGCUGUCUCUUUGUGCCUGUGAACAAGUCAAGGUUUGGAAUGUUAACUUCAGUAUUUUGAAGGUAGAAGGAAACCAUUUGACAAUAUGGGUUUAAUUCUUAAAUUAUGAAUGGUUGAUUAGAUAAUAUCUAAUUCUUAAAUCAGUAAUGAAUUAACAUUUCUCAUGAAUUCUCAUUUCUGAUUAGUCAAAACUAAGAGCUAAAGGCAAGUAUUCAAAUCAAUAAGGACCUAACGUACAUCAGUUUCCUGUAGGUCCACAGCACUAAACUGUUCACAAUUUCCCACGAGUUAACACUAACUUGAUCUAUCAUCGAAGCAGAUUGGGCUAAGAAAUGGAAAUGUUACAAUAACAACUUGCUUUUGUCAUGGUUUUAAUAUAGCCAAAUGUCAAGUGACCUUAAAAUUUUAUACCAAGACAUUUAAAAAGAUAGCAUAGAUGAAUAAAAGCUUAGUCAAAGAGGAGGUUUGAAGGGGAAAUUUUAAGGGAAAUGGAAAUGUCUUUUCAGUAUAUCAGUCUACCUUUUGACACUUGCUGCAUGUUUCAUAGCAUGUACCCUGAGGAUAUUAAGGUCGCUUAAGCCACGUUGCCUUGAAUCACUAAGCUU
Molecule: messenger RNA, 3199 nt
Organism: Stegostoma tigrinum
Lineage: Eukaryota; Metazoa; Chordata; Chondrichthyes; Orectolobiformes; Stegostomatidae
Product: small kinetochore-associated protein-like
Exons: 9
Coding region: 358-1224 (288 amino acids)
Biological process (GO): mitotic sister chromatid segregation; regulation of attachment of spindle microtubules to kinetochore; spindle organization
Cellular component (GO): centriolar satellite; kinetochore; microtubule plus-end
Source: RefSeq, a predicted model, not a curated record